AUGACUCGGAUUAAGUCUGCCUUCUCGUGCUGUGCUUCCCAGGACGGUCUUGACGCGGAGGCCCGACAUGCUCGUAUCGUCACAGUUACCAAUGGGCCCUACCACGGCCGACUGGCGCAGAAAUACCACGGCAACCCUCCAGACUACCGGGACAUUGCGCAGCAACCUCUGAUACGUCUCGAUGAAAAGAACCCGGCAGACUUCCAUCUGAGUAUCGAGGCUUCGAACCAGUCGUCGCGGCCGGCAUCACCCAAUUCCUCACUGGUCUCGGUUCCCUCCACACGGGUGACAGAUUUGACCGCCCUGCAAACGGGAGAUACCGCCCUGACGUCCGCGAGAGGAAGCAUGGAGCGAACCUUGACAUACGAAAGCAGACCACCCUCAUACUACUCAAAUCUCAGAAGAAGUCCAAGUCCGAUUUCCUCUGCUGGCUUAAACAGCGACGCCGAAAGAGAUGAAGUCUGGCAACACCCGGUCAUGAGAAGCAAUUGGCUAGAGACACUACGGCAGGAAGCUCGCAGGCACGCUGCAUUUGUUGAGGCGAGUGGAGAGCCCAUCACUAUCAGUGCAAGAGCAGCAGACCCGAGAUGA
Messenger RNA from Capronia epimyces CBS 606.96, 591 nucleotides. RefSeq lists its product as uncharacterized. The record is from RefSeq and is a predicted model, not a curated record. The transcript has a single exon. Bases 1 to 591 code for a protein of 196 amino acids. Lineage: Eukaryota; Fungi; Ascomycota; Eurotiomycetes; Chaetothyriales; Herpotrichiellaceae.